AUGAUAGAAUCUUCGUCAGUCGUCCAAGACAUGAAGAAGCUACUUGCAGCGAGUCGCAAGAAGAAAGAUGAUUCGUUGAAUCCAAAUGAUCUUGCUGGAUUCAUUCCGCUCCACCAGCAAUCGUUCCCAAUGGGAAGCAAACCAAAUCAUAGCUCUUCCAUGCCUUCCAGUGAAGAAAAUCAUGCAAAAGCACUUGAGCUAGCAGCAUCGAUUGUGGCGGUGGCAGGCGGAGGAACUGAAGCUUCUGGAGAACUCGUUGCGAAGACUUUUUCUAACCUCAAACAGGAGCUAAUGUUACCUUCUCAAAACAAUCGAUUGACUACAUUAUCCUUACUUACUUCGCCAGGGAACCCAACGCCGAAACUAGUCAAUAUACAAAAUGGAAAAGAAAGCAAGAAGUUGCAGCCGAAAACAACAAAGAAACGAUCUAGCAAUGACGAAAACAAAAAGGCGAAGAAACGAAAACUCAUCAAGGGGAAAAGUUCGACAUUGGCUUUUUCCUCUAGUAACUUUACAACUGCGAGUUCACAUCGAUCGGGUGCUGAAUUACUAGUAGCGGGUACAAAGGAAUACAACAAGUCGUUGACCCAGGAACAAAAGGGCAAUUGCAAAAUCUUGGUGAAGGCGGAUCGUUCGAGAUUUCUGGCAAAAGAACAUGCAUUGACCGAGUCGCAAUCCAAUCCCAACACUCCCUCCUCUUUGAUGUAUCCAAAAGAAUCCAAUCCCCAUAUUCCAGUACCAGUUCGGACCCAAGACGGCGACUUCCGGGCACUUUCGGACCAAAAACGGUUGCUACGAGACAUCAAAACAUUGCCAAACGCUGGUCACAGCGUUGGCAUUCGCCUCGAUGAGUCCGCCACUCUUUCUUCCCGACAGCAUGAGAAAACAAAAGUUGACUUUCUUCCUGCAUGUUUUCAUGCCCGGCCACCAGUCGAUCCGCUUUGCACAUUGCCCCAUUGCGGAAGUUUGGAUUUUGAACAUGAUGGAAAUAUUGGUAGCGAUGGGAAGAGGGUACAAGAAACAAACCAGAAGCAAGGAAAACAGCAGAGGCCAUUUCCUCUUCAAAAGAAAAGCUUUCCCACCUUUCACCAAGCCAACCCACACGAUACUGCGAAGAAUCUUUUGCACGAAUUCUUGAAUCAGUACGGGGUGUUUUGGCCUUUUCAAUAUUGGAUCUUGCACCAAAUGGAGUCGUCGCAAAACGCGAAAAUCAAUCCUGACUCAAGACAGCAACAAGGAGUAUUACUUGACCGCAAUCUGCCAAUCUACAUGUAUUAUCAUGAUCCAUACCAUCCCUUUCGCAAGUUCUUCCAUCCAUGCUCUUCUGCCUACUUGUCCGUGAUGGAAAACUUGGCCGACAAGUUGGCUCGUCAAAUCCACGUUCUGGAAGCAUUUCGAUCCUUGGCCCAUGAUGUUGCCUUCGCGUAUCCAUCCUUUCGCGAUGGCUUGCAUUAUGUCCUCCAGCACGCCGACGCAAAAGCGUUUCAACCUUUGUUGGGUGUGCCUGAAUUUCACUUGCUUUCGUCCUCUGAAGCGAUAUACUACGGCACCCGAUCGUAG
Cylindrotheca closterium is the source of this 1560-nucleotide messenger RNA. The record is from the annotation of a GenBank genome assembly. NCBI's taxonomy places the organism in Eukaryota, Bacillariophyta, Bacillariophyceae, Bacillariales, Bacillariaceae.